Molecule: messenger RNA, 5744 nt
Organism: Bombina bombina (fire-bellied toad)
Lineage: Eukaryota; Metazoa; Chordata; Amphibia; Anura; Bombinatoridae
Gene: TRPM3
Product: transient receptor potential cation channel subfamily M member 3
Exons: 26
Coding region: 198-5258 (1686 amino acids)
Biological process (GO): protein tetramerization; monoatomic cation transmembrane transport
Cellular component (GO): membrane
Molecular function (GO): monoatomic cation channel activity
Source: RefSeq, a predicted model, not a curated record
UAAGGAGGAUCAGGAGCUAAAAGCAAAUCCACUUUUCCAUCCUUCCAAGUUCCAGGGAGAAUCAGCCGUACGGAAUUGCUAUAAAGCCGGUGUGGACUUGAUAAAUGUGGGAUGUCAGAUUGGCCAGGGUUCUUUUGUUCUGUUAAGGUCUCUGAAGGUUUAAGAUUCAUUUUUCCAUUGGAAUAUUAUAAAGGGUCAUGAGUCAAAUUGAUGCUCCCCGGCCUCUGAACUGGACCAUUCGAAAGCUGUGCCAUGCUGCCUUUCUCCCUUCUGUCAGACUUCUUAAGGCUCAGAAAUCAUGGAUCGAAAGAGUAUUUCACAAGAGAGAGUGUGUACAUAUCAUACCCAGCACCAAAGACCCCCAUAGGUGUUGCUGUGGGCGUCUCAUAGGACAGCAUGUUGGAUUGACGCCAAGUAUCUCUGUAAUUCAAAAUGAGAAGAAUGAAGGCAGAUUGAAUCGCAAUGAAGUUCAGUCUGAAAAGUGGUCAGUCGGCAAACACACACAGCUCAGCCCAACUGAUGCCUUUGGAACGAUUGAAUUUCAAGGAGGGGGUCACUCUAAUAAAGCCAUGUAUGUACGAGUAUCAUUUGACACAAAGCCUGACCUACUUCUGCACCUCAUGACAAAAGAGUGGCAACUAGAACUUCCCAAACUCCUCAUUUCUGUCCAUGGAGGACUCCAAAACUUUGAGCUUCAGCCAAAACUUAAACAGGUCUUUGGGAAAGGCCUUAUCAAAGCUGCCAUGACAACAGGGGCCUGGAUAUUCACUGGAGGAGUUAAUACAGGAGUUAUUCGACAUGUGGGAGAUGCUUUAAAAGACCAUGCUUCAAAGUCAAGAGGAAAAAUAUGCACCAUUGGGAUUGCACCUUGGGGAAUCGUAGAAAAUCAGGAGGACCUUAUUGGUAAAGAUGUGGUUCGUCCUUACCAAACGAUGUCUAACCCCAUGAGCAAGCUGACCGUUCUCAACAGCAUGCACUCACAUUUUAUUCUAGCUGACAAUGGAACCACCGGAAAAUAUGGUGCAGAAGUUAAAUUACGCAGACAACUGGAGAAACACAUAUCCCUCCAAAAAAUUAAUACAAGAAUUGGACAAGGAGUUCCUGUUGUUGCUCUUAUUGUGGAAGGUGGCCCCAAUGUGAUAUCUAUAGUUCUGGAGUACUUACGUGACAGUCCACCAGUUCCUGUUGUGGUCUGUGAUGGAAGCGGACGUGCAUCUGACAUUCUUGCCUUUGGUCACAAAUAUUCAGAAGAAGGAGGCCUUAUCAAUGAAUCUUUAAGGGACCAACUACUUGUUACAAUUCAGAAGACGUUUACAUAUUCUCGAACCCAAGCACAGCAUCUUUUCAUGAUCUUAAUGGAAUGUAUGAAGAAAAAAGAACUGAUUACUGUAUUCCGGAUGGGAUCAGAAGGCCAUCAAGAUAUUGAUUUAGCUAUUCUGACUGCCCUUCUAAAAGGUGCCAAUGCCUCUGCCCCAGACCAGCUAAGUCUCGCAUUAGCCUGGAACAGAGUGGAUAUUGCUCGAAGCCAGAUUUUUAUUUAUGGACAACAGUGGCCGGUGGGCUCCCUUGAGCAAGCUAUGCUGGAUGCACUGGUGCUGGACAGAGUCGAUUUUGUGAAAUUACUUAUAGAGAAUGGAGUAAGCAUGCAUCGGUUUCUCACCCUUUCAAGACUUGAAGAACUAUACAAUACGAGACACGGGCCUUCAAACACCUUAUACCAUUUGGUCAGGGAUGUAAAAAAGCGAGAAUAUCCAGGUUUCGGUUGGAUCUAUUUUAAGGGAAAUCUACCUCCAGAUUACAGGAUAAGCCUAAUUGAUAUUGGACUUGUAAUUGAGUACCUGAUGGGAGGUGCCUAUCGUUGUAACUAUACAAGAAAAAGAUUCCGUACUCUAUACCACAAUUUGUUUGGACCAAAAAGGCCAAAAGCAUUGAAACUACUAGGUAUGGAGGAUGACAUUCCAAUGCGAAGAGGAAGAAAUACAACAAAGAAAAGAGAAGAGGAGGUGGACAUUGAUUUAGAUGACCCAGAAAUUAAUCACUUUCUAUUCCCUUUCCAUGAACUCAUGGUGUGGGCUGUACUUAUGAAGCGUCAAAAGAUGGCUUUGUUCUUCUGGCAGCACGGAGAAGAAGCAAUGGCCAAGGCUCUUGUAGCCUGCAAACUUUGUAAAGCUAUGGCACAUGAGGCCUCAGAGAAUGACAUGGUGGAUGACAUCUCACAGGAGUUGAAUCACAAUUCCAGAGAAUUUGGACAGCUGGCAGUAGAGCUAUUGGACCAGUCAUACAAGCAAGACGAGCAGCUGGCUAUGAAGCUGUUGACCUAUGAGCUGAAGAACUGGAGCAAUGCCACAUGCCUGCAGCUUGCAGUUGCAGCCAAGCACCGAGACUUCAUUGCUCACACAUGUAGCCAAAUGCUCUUGACAGAUAUGUGGAUGGGCAGGCUCCGGAUGCGCAAAAACUCAGGUCUCAAGGUGAUACUAGGGAUUUUACUUCCUCCAUCAAUUCUUAGCCUGGAAUUCAAAAACAAAGACGAGAUGCCAUAUAUGUCACAGGCAAAUGAGAUGGACCUGCAAGAGAAGGAGGUAGAAGAACCAGACAAGACUGUAAAAGAUAAAGAAGAUGAUGAUAUGGAGUUGACGGCUAUGCUGGCAAGAGGAAAUGGGGAUUCAUCCAGAAAGAAAGAUGAUGAUGAUCACUCAAGACAUCGACUAAUUCCAUUUGGAAGAAAAAUAUAUGAGUUUUACAACGCACCCAUAGUUAAAUUCUGGUUUUACACUAUGGCCUACAUGGGCUACCUUAUGCUGUUCAACUACAUUGUAUUAGUGAAAAUGGACCGUUGGCCCUCCAUGCAGGAAUGGAUUGUUAUAUCAUAUAUUUUUACCCUGGGAAUAGAAAAGAUGAGAGAGAUCUUGAUGUCGGAGCCAGGAAAACUGCUACAGAAGUUUAAAGUAUGGCUGCAGGAGUAUUGGAAUGUAACGGAUCUCAUCUCCAUAAUCCUUUUUUCAUUUGGAAUGAUACUUCGCUUACAGGAACAGCCAAUCAGCAGCUAUGGGCGAGUUGUAUAUUGUGUGAACAUUAUCUACUGGUAUAUUCGUUUGCUUGACAUCUUUGGUGUAAACAAAUACCUUGGGCCAUACGUCAUGAUGAUUGGCAAGAUGAUGAUCGACAUGAUGUAUUUUGUCAUCAUAAUGUUAGUGGUUUUGAUGAGUUUCGGUGUGGCAAGACAAUCCAUCUUGUUCCCCAGUGAGGAGGCAUCAUGGAAGCUGGCUAAGAAUAUUUUUUACAUGCCAUAUUGGAUGAUCUAUGGGGAAGUCUUUGCAGACCAGAUAGACCCGCCCUGUGGAUAUAAUGAGACGAGAGAAGAUGGGAAGGUCAUCCAGCUUCCUCCCUGUAAGACAGGAGCAUGGAUUGUUCCAGCUAUCAUGGCCUGCUAUUUAUUGGUUGCAAAUAUUCUUCUUGUAAACCUACUUAUAGCUGUAUUUAACAAUACAUUCUUUGAAGUCAAGUCAAUAUCAAACCAAGUUUGGAAGUUCCAACGUUAUCAGCUUAUAAUGACGUUCCAUGAAAGACCAGUCCUUCCACCACCUCUGAUUAUUUUCAGUCAUUUCACCAUGAUAUGUAAACAUCUUUGCUGUCGCUGGAGGAAGCAGGAAAGUGACCAAGAGGAACGAGAUUAUGGACUAAAAUUAUUUAUAACGGAGGAUGAACUUAAAAAAGUGCACGAUUUUGAAGAACAAUGCAUUGAAGAAUAUUUCAGAGAAAAGGACGACAGGUUUAAUUCUUCAAAUGAUGAAAGAAUUCGCGUCACUGCAGAAAGAGUGGAGAACAUGUCGAUGCGUCUGGAGGAAGUGAAUGAACGGGAGCAUUUUAUGAAGGCGUCUCUUCAGACUGUUGAUAUCAGACUUGCUCAGUUAGAGGAAAUGCUUGGAAGAAUGGCUACAGCAAUGGAACGACUCACUGGGGUUGAAAAAGGUGAAACAAAUAAAGCAAGAUCUCGAACCUCUUCAGACUGCACAGAUGCAGCAUAUAUAAUAAGACAGAGCAGUUUCAACAGUCAAGAAGGGAACGCCUACAAGUUGCAUGAAAUUAUAGAUCCUGUAGGAGAAGAGCCAUUGUCUCCUACCUCUCCCACCAUUAUGCCCCGAAUGAGAAGUCAAUCUUUUUACGCAACAAAUUUAAAAGACAAAAGUGGGCUUGAAAAAAUGGAAGGUUUUUUUAAGGAGAGGACCUUAAGUCUUCAUCGAGCUAUAAGUUCUCAUUCAAUAUCAAAAGAUACAAAGCCUCCUUCUUCCCCAUUAAACUCUUUGUCUGUUGCCCCAGAUUCAAGAAGGCCUUCAUCUUGCAUAGAUAUAUAUGUUUCAGCAAUGGAUGAGGCACACUUUGGUCUGGACUGUGGAGAGAACUCAAUGAAUAUAGGCUGUACAGCAGAUAACAUGGCUGAUAUCUCUAUGGCUGGCAAAGGAUGUGGUUCUUCCACUCACUGUGGGAGCAGCUGCAGUAGGAAUCCUAGUUAUGAGGAAACCACAUCUAUGGAUGCAAGUAUAUAUCCUACAGAAAUAUCAAACAUUCCAAGUGGCCAAAAUCCAUGGGAUACCGAUCCUAUUCUUGGUCAUACAUUAGAGCGCUCUAAAAGUAGUCGCUAUCUUGCCACUGCUCCAUUUAUCUUAGAAGAAACACCCAUAGUAAAAUCCCAGAGUUUUAUGUUUACCCCUUCGAGAAGUUAUUACAACAAUCUUUGUGUACCUGUAAAGACAGCAGAAUACACAAGUAUAACAGACUGUAUAGACACAAGGUGUGUCAGCAAUACCCCGCAGGCCACAGCAGAAAGGUCUACAUCUCCAGGAUGUGUUCGAGAAAAAGUAGAAGAUUUAAGUUGUUCUCACCCAGAAAGAGAAGCUGAGCUUAGUCACACAAGCUCAGAUAAUGAAGACCAUGAAACAGAAGGGAAAAAGACUUGCACAGUGUCCACUUUAUCUGCCCAAGAUGGUUCAUUCUCCAGGACACUGUCUAAUAAUAUACCUUUUCCAAAAAUAGAACGGGCAAAUAGUUAUUCUGCAGAGGAACCAAAUGUUAUGUAUGCAUAUACCAAGAAAAGUUAUUCAAUAAGUGACAAACUUGAUAGGCAGCGGAAUGCUGCAAGCCUUAGAAAUUCAUUCCAAAGGAGUAAGUCAUCCAAACCAGAAAGUAGAGGAGACAACCUAUCACAGAGAAGACUAUCAAGAACAGGGGCCUUCCGUAGCUUUGAAAGCAAGCAUAGCUAGAUCUAGAACAAUUUGAUAAGUGUAAUAAGGAUGAUCUAUUACACAUACCUACCCCCAAAAUUUUCUAUACAAAUAAAAUAACCUCACAAAGUGGAACAUUGAAAAAGGGCCAUUGUUCAAGCAGUCACAUUGUAACAACCUUGCUGGUCUUACAUUUUGUUGCAUUGAGACAUUGUUUUAUGAUGAAAGAUGUGCAUUUUUAUUCAUACAAAGAAUAACUAAUAUUCCCAUGAGAGUAAAACUUUAAUGCACCGGACGGCAUAUUUUUUUAAAUUGUGUGGGUUAAUUUAACAAUUUGCACGACAUCAAGAACAUCUUACAAUUAUACACCCAUGUUUACUCUGUUCCAAGAAGCCUCUGUUAUGCUCUUUAAUGUGUUCCACAACAAGAAGUCUCAGGUCUGGAAAUCUCUUAUGCCAACAAUAUUUUGAACGACCAUUUUUAAUUAGAAAGCAAGACAGUAUAUUAAUGGUAUGAUGACUGACC